AUGAAGGUUGAGUUCGGGCUCGCGCGCGCGCAAGCGCUUGUCGUCCUUAUCGCCAGUGUGGGAGCAGCACGUCAUGGACAUAGCAACCACCGUCACGAGCAUGCCCUUACCGCACGUAUCUCGAUGGAGAAUCAGACCCUGGAGGCUCGAGGUGGCAAGUGUCAAUUCCCUACCGACGCAGGCCUCGUCGCGGUCACUCCCAACGAGAAGAAUGCAGGCUGGGCCAUGAGCCCUGAUCAGCCGUGCAAGCCAGGCAACUACUGUCCCUAUGCGUGUCCACCCGGUCAAGUUUCCAUGCAGUGGGAUCCCGAGGCGACUUCCUACAGUUACCCCAUGUCGAUGAAUGGAGGUCUGUACUGUGAUGAAGACGGCCAUAUCUCGAAGCCUUUCCCAGACAAGCCGUACUGCGCCGACGGUACCGGUUCCGUUCAGGCCCUCAACAAGGCUGGAAAGCCUGUCGCUUUCUGUCAGACGGUCUUGCCCGGUAAUGAGGCCAUGCUCAUUCCGACUCUGGUGGAGGAGUUGUCGACGCUCGCCGUCCCCGGAUCGACGUAUUGGUGUGAGACCGCUGCGCAGUACUACGUCAACGCCCCCGGCGUUGGCGUGGAUGAGGCGUGUGUGUGGGGCUCGAGCUCCAACCCUGUGGGUAACUGGUCUCCGUAUACGGCCGGCGCGAACACGGCUUCCAAUGGCGACACCUACCUGAAGAUCGGUUGGAACCCUAUCUACUUGGAGCCCGCGACUCCCUUCCGCAAUGUCAAGCCUGAUUUCGGUCUUGAGAUUCUGUGCGACGGGGAUGGAUGCAAUGGUCUUCCCUGCCGCAUUGACCCCUCCUCCAUGGGAGUGAACAAGAUGCACGCUGCUGGUGUCUUCACGGGUGCCGGUGGUGCCACGGGCUGUGUGGUCACCGUUCCUUCUGGUGCCAAGGCGCAAAUCGCGGUGUUCGAUGCCAGUAGCAGCGGACUUCACCUCGGCAAGUCGCUGAAGAUGGACGAUUCGAGCAAGGACAGCUCGAGCAGCUCGAGCAGCUCAACUAGCACCAGUAUCUCCAGCACUAGCACCAGCGCCAGCACCAGUACCAGCUCCUCUCACUCCACUAGCACUGCUGAGCCAACCACUUCUUCCUCGACUUCAGAGAGCUCGUCAACCAAGACCUCUUCCAGUUCAACUCGCUCCGCGACCAUGACGGUCACCUCCACUGCCGAGUCUACCUCGAUUAGCGCAUCGACUUUCAACUCGGAAUUUUACAGUACCCAGUCCCUCAAGGCGAGCUCAACCAUGGGAUACACGUACCGCCCUCAUGUCUUCACCGGUUCCGCCGACAUUGAAUUCGCAACUGCAACCACCAGCUCCGCUCCGGCCGCGAGCACUUCCUCCAGUCACAACAGUGCCACUUCAGCCACCGUCUCGCUCGCGAGCAUCCUGCUGGCUUCCAUUGCCACCCUAGCCUUGACCUUUUGA
Messenger RNA from Penicillium oxalicum, 1461 nucleotides. Its product is annotated as SUN domain-containing protein. The coding region runs from base 1 to 1461 and encodes 486 amino acids. The record is from RefSeq and is a predicted model, not a curated record. NCBI's taxonomy places the organism in Eukaryota, Fungi, Ascomycota, Eurotiomycetes, Eurotiales, Aspergillaceae. The transcript is spliced from 2 exons.